Messenger RNA from Lodderomyces theae, 1263 nucleotides. RefSeq names its product transcription factor TFIIE subunit (gene TFA1). Gene Ontology annotation, biological process: transcription initiation at RNA polymerase II promoter; transcription open complex formation at RNA polymerase II promoter. Gene Ontology annotation, cellular component: transcription factor TFIIE complex. Bases 1 to 1263 code for a protein of 420 amino acids. The transcript has a single exon. The record is from RefSeq and is a predicted model, not a curated record. NCBI's taxonomy places the organism in Eukaryota, Fungi, Ascomycota, Pichiomycetes, Serinales, Debaryomycetaceae.
AUGGACGACUCAGUCAGGUCUUUAAUCAGGUUUGUUAGCAGAGGAUUCUACAGCACACCAUAUGUCUUGAUUCUAGAUGCCGUACUACGUCACUCUGUUCUAUCAGAAGACGAUUUAAUCCACUUGAUUGGUAUCAAAAGAAAAGAAUUACGAUCACUUUGUAAUAGACUAGUUGAAGAUCGAUUAUUGAUAAAUCAUAUCCAAAGAGAAGACAAUGGACAACAGAAGUAUGUCACUCGAACUUACUUUUAUAUACAUAUAACUGAAGCUAUUGACUCCAUCAAAUGGAAAGUCCAUACUAUUGUUAACCAUUUGAAACAAGAAAUGUCCAGUUUUGGUAAUCCCCAAGGGUAUGUCUGUCCUAGAUGUGGUAAAAAAGUAUCACAGUUGGAUGCUAUUUCCUUAUUGAGUGAAGAUAAAACUGAAUUUAUAUGUGAUGUAUGUCAAGGAGUCUUGAUUGAGGAUGAUUCAUCACAACAAGCCAUUCUAAAACAAGAAAAACUUGAAGAUUUAAUGUUACAAAUUGACCCUAUAAUCAAGUACUUGAAAAUCAUUGAUGAUUCGCAAAUCCAAGAUAAUGAUUUUGAAAGCUCGUUGCUACAAGCUAUUCCUGCACAAUCAACUACAUCAGCUCAAUACACAUUAUCGAAUCGUGUUAGUUCUAAAUCAAGGUCGGGUUUUGGGGCCAAUGCCCAAUCCAUGCAGAAUGCCGCAGCAAGAUCACAAGCCACUUUGCAUGUUUCAAUUACUGCUAAUGAUGAGAAUUACGAACGUGAACAAUUGGAAAAGGAGAGAAGAAGACAAAAAUUGGAACAAAAUGCAUUACCUUCAUGGCAUUCCAAUAGUACUGUUGGUAAUUCGCAAAAUGUGGAUUAUGUGAAGGAAGAAGAUGUAGAUGGUGAAAUUGGAGAAGAAGGAGAAAGAGUCAAGAGAGAGAAUGGUGAGCAAAAUGUUAAGCAAGAAGGUAGAGGAAAUGGUACAUUGGAAGAUGGAAAUGAUACAGGCACAGAGCUGUCUUCGGUAUUGCAUACACCGGAGCCUGCUACUUCUUCGGGUGCUGUAUCUACUUCGCCUCUACAAUCAACAAUUAAUAAUACUUCCAAUUCACACACUGAUCUUAAGGAUCAAGAAGCGCAAAAUGCAUUGGCUCAAUAUUAUGCUCAACUUGCUGAACAAGAAAAAGAUGAUGAAGAUGAUGAAGAAGAUGACGAUGACGAUGACGAUGACGACGAUGAUGAUGAUGAGUUUGAUGACUUGAUAUAG